Rhizophagus irregularis DAOM 181602=DAOM 197198 is the source of this 1076-nucleotide messenger RNA. RefSeq lists its product as uncharacterized. The record is from RefSeq and is a predicted model, not a curated record. Gene Ontology annotation, cellular component: membrane. NCBI's taxonomy places the organism in Eukaryota, Fungi, Glomeromycota, Glomeromycetes, Glomerales, Glomeraceae.
AUAAAAAUAUUUGAUAUUUUGAAAUAUUAUAAAUAUUAUUUAAACUUUCCCAUUCUGCCAGUUCUUUAACCUACAUCACUUUUACAGUUAUAAGUUAUAUUUUUAUAUUUUAUAUUAAUAAUGGAAAGAAACGUAGUUCUUUCUAAUGUUGCUGGCUAUAUAUCGAUAGCUUCUUGGGUCGUAGUUUUAUUUCCGCAAAUAUGGAUAAAUUAUAAACGCAAGUCUGGAGAUUCGUUAUCACCUACUUUUCUUUACAUAUGGGCCGUCGGCGAUUGGUUAAAUUUAGUCGGAGCAGUAUAUCAAAAACUGCUUACAACUAUGAUAAUUCUUGCUAUUUAUUAUAUAAUAAUUGAUAUAAUAGUAAUUAUCCAAAUUUACUAUUACCGCAGACGAAGAAGACAAACUGAUGAUGAAAUUGUUGGAGAAACAAUUCCUCUUAUUAAUAAUACUUCUACCCCGGAGUCGAGACGUCAAGAAAGAAUUAAGCAAUUCUUGUUUAUUUUCGCUUCAUUAAUUGGGGUUUGCUUAACAGGAGUAAUUUCAUAUGUCAUCACCAGCAGAAUGAAAUCACAGGAAGUUUCUAACAGCGAAGAUCAAGGAAUGAACAUUGUAGCACAAAUCUUUGGAUGGGCUAGCGCAUUUCUUUAUCUUGGUGCUCGAAUUCCACAAAUUAUUCAAAACUAUCAAAAUAAAUCUACGGAGGGUUUGUCACUAGCAAUGUUCUGUUUUUGUGUGUUAGGAAAUAUAACCUAUAGUUUGUCGAUUAUUUUCUUCUCAAUAGAACCACACUAUUUGCUAAUGAAUUUAGCUUGGUUAGUAGGAAGUGGAGGCACUCUAAUUUUUGACUUUAUUAUAUUCAUUCAAUUUUUCAUAUAUAGUAAUAUAUAGUAAUUGGUAAAUUAAUAUAAGAAAUUAGAUUAAAUAAACUAAUUAUAUGGCGAGACUUAUCAAUAAUGUUAGGAAAGUAUAGACGUUUGAGUUCGAUAGUUAUAUUAAUUGUAAUUCUUCUUUUGACAAAACGUCAAUUAAAAAAAAAUUCAAAAGUAAAAUAGUAUCAAUAAAUAAGAAAUUAUGUU